Phragmites australis (common reed) is the source of this 318-nucleotide messenger RNA. RefSeq names its product prefoldin subunit 5-like. Gene Ontology annotation, biological process: protein folding; regulation of DNA-templated transcription. The record is from RefSeq and is a predicted model, not a curated record. NCBI's taxonomy places the organism in Eukaryota, Viridiplantae, Streptophyta, Magnoliopsida, Poales, Poaceae. The transcript has 4 exons. Gene Ontology annotation, cellular component: prefoldin complex; cytoplasm. The coding region runs from base 1 to 318 and encodes 105 amino acids.
AUGGUAGAUGCAGCGUGCGUGCGGGACGACAAAUGCACGCACGCUUGGAAGAAGAUGCUCGUGCCGCUCACAGCGUCCCUCUACGUGCCCGGCUCACUCGACGACGCCGAGAAGAUCCUCGUUGACGUCGGCACGGGUUACUUCAUCGAGAAAACUAUGGCUCAAGGAAAAGAAUACUGUGAAAGGAAGAUUAAUUUACUGAAGUCCAAUUUUGACGAACUACUUGAAAUGGCUACGAAAAAGAAAACGGUAGCAGAUGAAAUGGGUAUGCUACUACAAGCCAAGCUGAGGCAAGCUUCUCCGUGUCCAAGUUCAUGA